AUAACCCUGCAAAUGACCGUCUUCCUCUCGUUCUUCUCUUUUCUUCGAUUUACCGAUGGGGAAGCUCCGGUCCCUGCUCCGGCGCCGAAGAAGAUCAAAGGGAGCCACGUCCAACGGAGAGGCGUCGGAGCCAGCUUCGCCGGAAGCCACCCCUACGGCGGCGACGACGCGGGAGGAACUCGAACGCGUUUUCCGGAAAUUCGACUCCAACGGCGAUGGAAAGAUCUCUUCAUCGGAGCUCGGCGCCAUCUUCGAGAGCCUAGGGCACCCGGCGUCGGAUGAGGAGCUUGCGGGGAUGAUGAACGAGGUUGAUGCCGACGGUGACGGCUUCAUCAGCCUGGAGGAGUUCGUGGAUCUGAAUACCAGCGAGAUCGAUUCCACGGCGGCACUCGAGGAUCUCCGCCACGCCUUCUCUGUCUUCGAUCUUGAUCGCAAUGGAUCGAUAUCGGCGGAGGAGCUCGCGCGCGUGAUGCGAGGGCUUGGCGAAGGGGUCUCCGUCGCGCAGUGCCGGAAGAUGAUUGAUGGCGUCGAUCAGGACGGCGACGGCCUCAUUAGCUUCGAGGAGUUCAAGGUCAUGAUGUCCAAAUCCCCCAUUGCUACUUCGAUCACCAAGAUCGAGUAAGCCGAUCUCGAUUUCCUUUCUCCUCUUAUCAAUUUUCUCUGUUUCUUUUUUUUUAUAGUUUGGAUCUGACUAAAGAGAGAGCUGAAAAAAAGCUUAAUCUGUACAUACUUGGAAGACGAGUUCCUUGCUCUUACAAUAUAUUCUUCCCUU
Phalaenopsis equestris is the source of this 772-nucleotide messenger RNA. RefSeq names its product probable calcium-binding protein CML10. Bases 56 to 622 code for a protein of 188 amino acids. The transcript has a single exon. The record is from RefSeq and is a predicted model, not a curated record. NCBI's taxonomy places the organism in Eukaryota, Viridiplantae, Streptophyta, Magnoliopsida, Asparagales, Orchidaceae. Gene Ontology annotation, molecular function: enzyme regulator activity; calcium ion binding.